AUGGCGAGAAGUCAGGUCGUCGUCAUUAGAGGGGUCGCUUGGAUGCACUUCGAACAAUCGGCCAUACUGACUGUGCACAAUCACGUAAUAACUCGGAACCCUCGGGUGAGCGUGACGCACGACAAGCACAGGACGUGGUUCCUACAUAUCUCAGACGUGCGAGAAGAAGAUCGCGGUCGCUACAUGUGCCAAAUUAAUACCGUAACGGCCAAAACACAAUUCGGAUAUUUGCACGUCGUGGUGCCCCCGUCCAUCGACGACUCGCUGAGCUCGAGCGACGUUAUCGUCCGGGAGGGGGCCAACGUCACGCUGACCUGUCGCGCUAAUGGCUCGCCUAAGCCCACCAUCAAGUGGAAACGGGAUGACAACUCAAAAAUCUCCAUUAGCAAAGGCUACACCGAAUGGGAGGGCGAGGUGCUGGAAAUGGCGAGGAUAUCUCGUUUAGACAUGGGCGCGUAUUUAUGCAUCGCCAGUAAUGGAGUUCCACCUACAGUUUCCAAGCGGGUCAAAGUUAGCGUGGAUUUUCCCCCCAUGUUGUGGAUACCUCAUCAACUGGUCGGCGCACCGCUUUAUUACAACGUCACGCUGGAAUGCUUCACUGAGGCCCAUCCGACUUCAUUAAAUUAUUGGACUCGAGACGACGGGCACAUGAUCCACGAGAGCCCGAAAUACCACAUGGAGAAUAUUGUCGGAAUGCCCGCCUACAAAACGCACAUGAAGUUGCUCAUUAGACACAUUGUGUCCGACGAUUAUGGUACCUACAAAUGCGUAGCGAAGAAUCCGAGGGGGGAGUCGGAUGGCACGAUACGGUUGUACACUUCUUCACCGCCGACGACCACUCCAGACCCAAGGGCUUUAACGUUGCCGCCGCCUUCGCGACCACCCCGUCGGGACACUCCUAGCACUGAUAAAGGAACCAAGUAUCAAUCAAACCUGAACGAGAUCGAUAAAGGGAAGCAGAAGCCAGACGAGGGUGGCGGAAAGACGCAUCUGAACUGGGUGGGUGGUGCAUCACAAGUUACAGAUAAAGCCACGCUGAGCAGACAUAGUUCGUGGAUUCUUAUGUUCAUUUGUUUCUCAGCAUUCGUGUAA
Messenger RNA from Leptosia nina, 1092 nucleotides. NCBI's taxonomy places the organism in Eukaryota, Metazoa, Arthropoda, Insecta, Lepidoptera, Pieridae. The record is from the annotation of a GenBank genome assembly.